Molecule: messenger RNA, 3709 nt
Organism: Ornithodoros turicata
Lineage: Eukaryota; Metazoa; Arthropoda; Arachnida; Ixodida; Argasidae
Gene: Strump
Product: WASH complex subunit 5-like
Exons: 27
Coding region: 130-3621 (1163 amino acids)
Biological process (GO): actin filament polymerization; endosome organization; endosome fission
Cellular component (GO): endosome; WASH complex
Source: RefSeq, a predicted model, not a curated record
CGGUUUUUCGCGGAACUAAAAGCACUGACAUUCGCUACUCUGUCCAGUUCGCGAUUUCUGCAAUGUUUACUGUGAUCCUCUGGGAUUUUUGUCUGUCAUUGUGAGCAUCAGCUAUUAUAACAGCCUUACAUGGACUUCCUGGCCGAAAACAACGCCUGUGGUCAGAAUCUACUUCAGCUUGUUUCUCGAGGAAAUGCUAUAAUUGCAGAGCUGCUGCGGCUCUCCGAAGUCGUCCCACCGAUUUUUCGGUUAGACAACAAAGCUGAUGUGAGCAGAUAUGGAGAGAUACUGUUUGACUACAGUUACUUCAAAGCUACAGAAUACCACGAGAACAAGAUAGAGUCCAAUGCCCAACUCCAUGAUAAAGAUGAAGAAUUCAGAGAAAACUACAUUGAGAUCAUCACACGUUUUUACCUCGCCUUCGAAAGUGUGCACAAAUAUACAGUCGAUUUGGCUAGGUUCCUAGAUGACUUGGACGAAGGCAUUUUUAUACAGCAGUCGAUGGAAUCUGUCCUACUUAAUGAAGACGGAAGGCAACUCAUGUGCGAAGCGUUGUUUCUUUGUGGAGUAAUUCUCCUGGUUGUGGACCAAAAAAUCGACGGUAUAGUCAGGGAGAGAGUUCUGGUUUCGUACUACCGGUACAGCGCUCAGAGGUCCAGCCAUGACUCAAACUUUGAUGACGUCUGCAAACUCCUCCGCAGUACAGGGUACAGUUCAAUACCCGGUGCAAGGCGUCCCACCAAUUACCCAGAGGAAUAUUUUAGCCGUGUUCGGCUCAGUCCCAUGUACAUUAAUGUGGUUCUGGGACGACUGCGCUCAGAUGACAUUUACAACCAGAUAUCUGCAUACCCUUUCCCAGAACAUCGCAGUGUAGCACUGGCGACUCAAGCAGCCAUGUUAUAUGUGGCCUUGUAUUUCAAUCCUGACGUACUAAACAACCAGCAAGCAAAAAUGCGAGAGAUAGUCGACAAGUAUUUUCCUGACAACUGGGUAAUCAGCAUAUACAUGGGCAUGGUAGUGAACCUGGUAGACGCAUGGGAGCCCUACAAGGCUGCCAGACAGGCACUGCAGAACACAUUGGAUAACAACAACGUCAAGCAACAGGCUGCAAGACACCAUCAGCGCUUAUCCAAGCUCACACCAAAGUUGAAGCAACUCCUCAAGGAAGGGGCUCUCGUUGAGGACUUUGUGCUCGACAAUGUGGCCAAGCUGCUCAACACGGUGCGAGAGUGCAAUGUCUCGCUGCGUUGGCUAUUGCUGCAUACGGCUGACUUUUCACAGACUGGAGGGGAAUCGAACAAGCGAUGCAAGCAGCUCAGAGAACAGGUGCUGCAAGAGAGCAAAUACCAAGCCCUCAGUGUUUUCCAAUUGCUGCUGCAUACAGCGCAGUUUGAGCUCAAGAUCAAGGAGCUUUUCCAGCACUUGCUGUCUGUGAAGCAGGACAAGUGGAAUGUGCACAAAAAAGAAAGUGUCGAGAGACUGAUGGAACUGUCAGAAGUUUACUCGGGCACAAAGCCCUUGACGCGAGUCGAAAAAAAUGCAAACCUUCAGGCAUGGUUUUCUGAAAUGAGCAAGCAGAUCGACUCACUGAGCUUUGAAGACAUGACAGCAACUGGACGGAAAAUUGUCCAACUAAUACAGGCACUUGAGGAGGUGGAGCAAUUUCACCAGCUUGAAAGUAACCUCCAAGUGAAACAAUUUCUUGCGGAGACCCGCAAAUUUCUCCUCAGCAUGUUGCGUAUCAGCAAUGUGAAAGAAGAGGUAUUAGUCACUCUGGAAGUCAUUGCUGACCUCUCUUAUGCAUGGAACAUUAUUGACAGUUACACUCCAUACAUGCAAAAAGGCAUCAAGGAUGAACCAGCGAUGGUUAUAAAGUUGAGAGCAACUUUUCUCAAGCUGGCAUCUGCAUUGGAUCUGCCACUGAUGCGCAUCAACCAAGCCAACAGCCCUGACCUUGUGUCGGUGUCCCAGUACUACUCCAACGAACUGGUGGCGUACGUCCGCAAGGUGCUGCACAUCAUCCCGGAGACCAUGUUUGGUCUUUUAGCUCGGAUCAUUGAGCUGCAGACAAAUUGUAUCAAAGAGCUGCCGUCGCGCCUCAUGAAGGACCAGCUUAAGACAUACGCACAACUUGAGCAACGCCACGAAGUUGCAAAAUUGACGCAUUCCAUUUCGGUGUUCACUGAAGGAAUACUGAUGAUGAAGCGAACCCUCGUUGGGAUCGUACAAAUUGAUCCAAAGCAGUUGCUUGAGGAUGGCAUUCGGAAGGAGCUUGUCAAUCAGGUGAUGAUGGCUCUCCAUAAGGGUCUUGUCUUCAAUCCUAAAGCGAAAACAACUGAGCUGGUGCCAAAGCUGAAAGAUCUAGGCCAGGUGAUGGAUGGUUAUUACCGAUCGUUUGAGUACAUCCAAGAUUAUGUGUGCAUAUAUGGCCUGAAGGUGUGGCAAGAGGAGGUGUCUCGCAUCAUCAACUACAACGUUGAGCAGGAAUGCAAUGCCUUUUUGCGGCAGAAGGUACUGGACUGGCACAGUUCAUAUCAGUCGCGGACAAUCCCCAUUCCAAGAUUUCCGCCCACAGACCAGUUAUCCGUAAAUUUCAUAGGGAGGCUAGCUCGAGAGUUACUGCGGGUAACUGAUCCAAGAAUAACGGUGUACAUUAACCAAACUGGAGGAUGGUAUGACAGCAAAAGUCAUUCUGAAAUCAUCAACAUGACAGUAUUCUCGUUACUACAGAAUAGCGUAGGUACGCCAGGUCUUACCGGUUUGGAUCGCUUGCUUUGCUUCAUGAUUGUCAAAGAACUGCAAGCAAUACUGAAAUGUCUCGACAAAGCCAUGAUUAAUGAUAAAUCGUGGCAGGACCUUCUAGCCAACCUCAGCGCUUCCUUGCAGCCGUUCGACAGCCUCAUUCCUAAUGUAAGCAAGACGUACAGCCCAGCUCUGACCCGAGUAGCUAAAACUUGGCCCGCGUUUCUCGAAAGCAUACUUAAGGUUGGCCAAAUGCAGAUUCUCCGGAAAGGCAUAGCGCAUGAAUUGAACACGUCUUGCAAGUUCGACUCAAAAGACUUGGCAAGUGCGCUGCAGAACAUGAAUGACGCGGUGCUAGCCGAAAUCAAAGCUCAUUACAAAGACUCCACUAAGCCAUAUCCCAAAGGUGAUAACUUAUUGCUCACAGAGCUCUCAACCUACCUGGAAUGGGCAGGAAUGUACAAUCCACUUUCGAAGAUUUAUAUCACAACAAAGCCCAUAUUGCACCUUUCGCUCUUCAUGAUGCUGUUCACAGUAACACAUAUGUCAAAGUUCCAGUACGUCAGCAGUUUAGGGGGUCUCAUCAGCAAGAAGAGCAUUGAAUCGAUCGAUGGCCUUCCAUUUGUUCUGGGUUCAUUCUCGUUCCUGAAGCAGUUUCAUCAAGAAAACAUGUCGCAGUUUAUUGCUUACUUGGGGCAGUAUGUUAAGUCUGUUCUGGAAGCAAGUACGUCCAGUGGAACUAGGUCGGCUGAAACCACCACAGAACUAGUCAAUCUCAUGGUUUAUCUUGAGACCUUGAUCCACUUCGGCGAACUUCCAAGAAAGAUGGUGACCAAUCACAUUCCUGACUACAUAUUCGACGAAUUCCGGACUCUCUAGUGGUCAUGUGUCACUGUGAGCUAGAGAAUAUCAUCGUUGGUGAAUGUACAGAUAUUUUUGUUAAUAAUAUAUACAUAUAUAGAGCCUG